AGUGUUUCUUAACGGCGUUGACUCAACAUUUCGCUUAGCUCAUGGCACAACGGGGCCUCAAAUUGCGAAGGAGGUCCGUUUCUGCGAAUGAAGAAAAUAUUCGAAGAAGCAUCACUAAGCUUGAUACCGAUGCCGUGGAAAAUGGGAUGCAGAGAUUAUCCUUGCGUCCCCGUGGAGCUCAGAACGCACGCACUCGAUCAAAUACCCUUGCAGCCAAUGAAAUUAAAGAGAUCACAUCUCAGGUGCGCGAACAAGAGGGAGCACAAGGCUUUUUUGGAAAAUUUUUAACAACUCUAGGGUUUCGUCGUCAGACAACUAGCGAAGUCUUCGAUAACCAAGAAAGGAAGCAGGGUGAGGCAAAAGAUCUUGAAAUAACAGAUAACUCAAUUUACGAAGAGAUUGAUCUUCAGUCGGACCAUCGUGAUUUCCUCGUCCAUAUCGCCUGCUAUCCAAGCACCACAGAAACGGAUUGGCUUCCACUUGGAGGCCAUCGUGCAUUUACACUCACUAAUCUUUUUCUAAUAGAGGUUUUCUACAAUGAUCGCCUGGCUACUGAGGUUCUUCCUCUUGCUGCUUACCUGGUUGCCGUGACAGUAUCGAAACGCAAAAUCUGUCGCAAUCAGCUUGAAGAGCUGGCCGUAGCGGCUGUACGCCUUGCCUCAAAAUUCGAAUCACAGUACUGCUUGGGUCCCGAUACUACAGAAGAGUUUGGCUUCGUGAAACUGAAUAGAAUGGAAAGAGCAAUUUGCCGUGCAACCGACUUUCAACUACAUCGUUGCAGUGCGCUGUUCUUUAUGCGCAUAAUACAGAAAUUAGUUGAGCAACAUACGUGGCAAUGGAAAUUUGCAAAGAUCGCUAACCAGCUGGCUUAUUGCCAAAUGGAACUAGCAACGCUAAGACCAACCCUUCUUGCCGGUGUGGUGAUGCGGCUGUGUUGUCUUCUUGUCAGUGAUGACGAAUGGCCGGAAGAGUGUUAUACAGUUCUUGGCGAACCCAUUGAUGACUACGAUGAACCUCAUGCCAUACUCUGCCGUCUUCUACUCACUGUGCGCGUCGAGGAUGCUUUUGCUGAGGCAUACGUACGAUUCCAUCAUACUAUCGAGCGAGCCCUUUCCUUCCGACCAGGUUGGAUCGAAGAGCAAUCGGCACCUGCUAACAGAAUUAGAAUGGUCGGAAAUCGUAUAUUCCAUGAUUAAUCUUUUACUAGUUCUACAUAACGCAAUCUCUCCAACUCUACAACUAUGUACAAUAC
Molecule: messenger RNA, 1252 nt
Organism: Cylicocyclus nassatus
Lineage: Eukaryota; Metazoa; Nematoda; Chromadorea; Rhabditida; Strongylidae
Source: the annotation of a GenBank genome assembly